AUGAAUCAAUGGGCUACGAAGUACAAGCUGCAGUACAGAAACAAUAGCACGGCUUUUCAAUACUACAAGGAAAAUGGACAAGUUGAAGACAAGUUAAAGAGCAUUUGUUACAAUUAACAUUGUCUGGUACAGUAAAAUGUAUAUAAAGCCUUGCCCACCCCUUUGGCUUGGUCUACUACAACUCUCCUCUUCCUCUAUUCGCCCCAACAGGUGUGCCUUGUACUUCAUACCUCAUACCGAACUACAUGGCCGGAACAUCAGGCAGUACAGGGGGGGUUGGGAUUGACAGUCGUAUGAAACAAAAACGACGUAAGGUGACAACUGAAGUUAUUACCAUAUAGCCGGCUGUCAUAUUUUUUAUAUUACAGAUAUACUAGAAAUAUACAGGCACUGUCAAGUUUGAAAUUUAUGCGGGUUACGUUUACCAAAAAUAAAAAAUAAGACAGUACAACUAUCAAUUUAAAUUUAAGCUCGACAUACAUAGUUAAAUUUUAAACAACACAGACUUCGUAGAGUUUUUUUUUAGAUGCGCGUCGCUAAAAAUACGUUCCUUUUUUAUCGUGAAUCGGGACUGAUUAAUGGAAAUAAAAUAAGCUAAAAGGCGAGAAGAAUAUGGAUAGAGAUCAGCUUGUCAAACAUCAACGAUGAUAUUUUAAAAUAUCAUAGUGAUAUUCACUGAUAAAGAGAUAAAGACCAUAGAAAUGACGUAAUGAAAUAUUGGCGCGGUUUCUUAUCCGUCUCUCACACGCGAUUUUUUCCAAGAAACUCUUGAAACAGAAAGUCUUCGAUGUUAAUCCAAAAGCAAAUAACCCACCUAGAUUUUCCGUGAUCUACUUUUAUGUAAUAACAAAAUAACAUUGAUACAUGAACACAAUGGAAAACUUGGGUCCAUUCUUUUCUUAAUGAUCUUUCUCAAGGUGUUUACUGGGAAUACAGACCGUAAUAUCGUUGUUUGUCGUAAAUUGAACAAGCCAAUCAGAGCACGCUACGUCUGUGUUCAUCGUGAUCCAAUAGCGUGGCAUGGACACAUAUCAAUGAGAGUGGAGCUGUUUGGCUGUAAUUAUACGAGAUGUAAGGCUUGA
Molecule: messenger RNA, 1082 nt
Organism: Porites evermanni
Lineage: Eukaryota; Metazoa; Cnidaria; Anthozoa; Scleractinia; Poritidae
Source: the annotation of a GenBank genome assembly